AUGAAAUGUUUAUUGUUCGUUUUCUUCCAAUUAUUUUAUUCUUCGUUUUCUUUUUUCUGUGAAAAAGGCAAUUAUUUGGGAGCAGACAACGAGUGCCAUUGUUGUGUGGAAGGGUCUUAUUCCCCGGGUGGAUCAAGUCGUGAGUGUUAUAUGUGUGACAGGGGAUUAAUGUCUUUAGAUUGUUCGGGAGAAUGUACAAACUGUCUUGCUGGGUUUCAAGCAGUAGAUAAUAGUUGUACUGAAUGUAGUCCAGGAACUUACAAAAACCCAGAAAUGACGUUCUGUGCUUUGUGUCCAGCGAAUACAUAUUCUUCUUUUAAAGCAGCAAAAUCUUGUACUGCCUGUCCUUCUGGAACCAUUUCAUCUCGGGGAGCAACAAUAUGUCAUUCUUGUCCAACUGGUCAAUACGUUUCAUCUUCGACUUGUAUUUCAUGUCCAGCUGGAACUUAUUCUUCAACAAAAAAUGCUAAUACAUGUUCAAAAUGUCCAUCGGGUACGUUUUCUUAUACAGGAGCUUCUGUUUGUUCUGCUUGUGAUGCAGGUUAUUACUCACCCGAGGGAUCUUCUUCGUGUUCAGUGUGCGCCAGUGGAUCAAUUCCGAAUUCCCUGAAGAGUGGUUGUGAUCAAUGUCAAGCGGGAACUUAUGCUGUUUCAAAUGCAAUCAGUUGUACUUCGUGUUCGGCUGGAACGUACUCGGCAAAUGGAGCAUCAAGUUGUACAGCUUGUUCUGCUGGCCAAUACGCUCCGUCUUCAAAUUCAGUCAGCUGCUUUAAAUGUCCUGCUGGAACAUUUUCUAAUGCAGGAGCUACGAAAUGCACAUCUUGUGGCACCAACACGUGCAGUUUUUCUGGAGCAAGUGUAUGUUCUUCAUGUACAUCUUCUUCGUGUUCUUCUUGUUCGUCUUCUUGUACUUGUACAUCAUGUAAACCUGGGUAUUCAUAUCCCAAUUGUUUUAUAUGUCAAGCUGGUUAUUACUCAAGUGGCGGAACUCUAUCUUGUUCUGCGUGCACCGGAAAUACAUACUCCAAUGAAGGUGCUUCAUCGUGUAGGAAUUGUGAUUCUUCUUGCGCAAGUUGUUACAACACAAAUGGAAAUUGCAAAACGUGUCACUCGGGUCACGUUUUAGUGGGAGGUUCUUGUUCGAUUUGUUCUGCAGGAACUUACACGAAUGGAGGGGUUUGUUCACAAUGUCCUGAUAUGACUUACUCUUCAAGUGGCUCAGUUAAUUGUUUAAAAUGUGACACCAUGUGUAAGACGUGUGACAAAACAAAUGGACAUUGCACUUCUUGUAAUAAUGGAUAUGGUAUUUCAGGAAGUAGUUGUGUUGUUUGUCAAGCUGGAUAUUACAGUUCUGGUAGCAAAUGUGUUGGAUGUCCAAUCGGAAAAUACAAUGAUCAAUUACAACAAACUUCGUGUUUGGACUGUCCAUCCUUUUAUUUUACCAAAUCAACAACAUCAGUUGAGUGUCAAAGAUGUGAUUAUAAUUGUGAAACUCCGUGUGAAAAAACUACUGGAAAGUGUUCCAAGUGUAUUAGUGGAUAUGUCAUUGUUAAUGGAUAUUGUCAGACGUGUCCGUCUGGUACAAAAAGUAAUUCAGAUACAACAAAAUGCGAUAAUUGUCCUGCAGGCUAUUAUUCCAAAGAAAAGAGUUCAAGUUGCACUGAAUGUAAAAUUGGAGAAUAUGCAUUCGAAAAAUCAUCUUCGUGUAUUCCAUGCAGUUCUCUAUGUAUUGGAUGUUACUCAACAAAUGGUAAAUGCAAACAAUGUAUCGAUGGGUAUGGUCUUUCAUCGUCUGGAAAAUGUGAAAUAUGUGGAAUUGGGUUUUACUCUCAAAAUUCAAAAUGUGUUUCUUGUUCAGAUAUGACAUACCAAGAUGUAGAAGGUAAAACUUCUUGUAAAGCAUGUUCAACAUCGUGUUCUUCUUGUCAAGCUACAUAUGGGAAGUGUUUGAGAUGUUCUGCUGGGUAUGGUUAUGUUUCUUCUCUUCAACUUUGUAAUGAAUGUGGAGCAAUGACAUAUUCUAAAGGUGGAAUUAGCAGUUGUUUACCAUGUGAAAGUGUUUGUACUGGGUGUUAUAAAGAGAGUGGUUAUUGUUCAUCUUGCACUUCUGGAUAUAAAUAUGUAUCCAACAUGUGUAUUUCUUGUUCUUCAACGAGUCAUUGUAUUUCUUGUAAUACACAGAGUGAUGAAAAUGAAGCUUUAUGGAAGUGUGCAGAGUGUUCUGAUGGGUAUUAUUUAGAAAACGGAGAUUGUUAUUUAUGUAAUACAAUCGAUCCUCAAUGUGACACCUGUUCGAGCAAAAGUAAAAUAUGUAAAACCUGUAAAACCGAUUAUAUUGUUAAUAAUAAUCAAUGCCAACAAUGCCCCGAAGGAGAAGUAAAGAACGAUGAAAAAACAUGCAUUAAAUCUUAUGAGUCGAUUUUCUAUUGUCAAAAGGCUGUUUACGAAGAUAUGACCCAGAAGUGUGUGCAGUGUUUCCAACCUUAUGUUUUAUCAAAUGAUUCAAAAAGAUGUUUGUUGGGAAAUGUAGACUACAAACAUUACGACUUGAACACUAAAACAUCCAAAAACAACAUGGAAAAUUGUAUAACACAGGUUGUUAAUAUUUGUUUUGAAUGUAACAGUACAAUUUUAAUUGAAGGAAAGUGUGUAAAGCCCGAUAGUCAAUGUGAGACAUUUAAAAUAAGUAAUUGCGAAAAGUGUUCAACGGACGUAAUCACUUCUGUAAAUGACUGCAAUUUAAACGAUAAUUGUAAAUAUCAGUUAACUUCAAAAAAUGAGCAAAAAACGAAUUGCCUUCAAUGUAUAGAUGACAUUUCUUGUGGUAAUGCCAACACAAAUUGUGAAAUAUCAAAAAACUCAUUUUGUUAUAAAACAAAGAAAGGAUUUUUAAAUGAUGGGAAAAUGAUAACAAAUUGUAAUAGUGGAAGCUUGUGUUUAUUUACAAAUGGACAAGAAGUUGAUUAUGAAUGUGCAUUGCCACAAAUACUGUCCGACCAAAUGAAGUGUUUUGUUGAUCAAAAUUGCAUUAAAGAAAAUGGCAAUCAAUGUGUGAAGUGUUCUGAAAAUCACCAUAUCAUAAAUGGGGGUUGUGUGUUAAACGAGAUGAGCUGUUUAAUUCAAAACCAAGAAAUUUGUCUUUUGUGUAACAACACUAUCAACAACAAUGGGAUAUGCAUAGACUCUUCGACCAUCAAUUGCGAUAAUUAUGAUAGUACUUGUAAUAAAUGUGAGGAUGGAUUUUACAAGUCGACUGACAAAUGCCUGAAUAUUACAGCCGACUUUCCAAAUUGUGAAAAGAUGAGUUCGAAUAUUCUUGGAUGUGCGGAAUGUAUUACCAAUUUUUAUUUAAAUGAACACAACAAAUGCAAUCAACUCGAAAUUGUCAAGACAACAAAAAACACCAAAAUAAUAAAAACAAAUUCAGAGAAUGAAGAUGUUUCAAAUUGCAUCGAAAAGACAACGAAAGGAUGUGUUCGUUGCUCUGAUACAUAUUACCUUCAAGACUACAAAUGUAUUAAAUGUGAGUAUCCAUGUGUGAAAUGUAAGAACUUAACAUAUUGUACUGGAUGUGAUGCUUAUUCGUACACAAACAACAAAGGCGAUUGUAUUGAAAUUAACGAUUUACUCUCAAAGUGUGAUUUGGUGAUGGCAACAUACACUGGGUGUGUUGUUUGCAAAGAUGGAUAUAUGCGGUCUUCUGAUGGGAAGGCUUGUGAGAAAUGCGAUGUUUCUUGUAAAACGUGUACAAAUGAUGGCAAUUGCAUUUUAUGUGAAAAUGAAUAUUACAGAACUCUACAAAAUAGCACAAAAUAUUGUAACCCUCAAAGUGAGUUAUUUGGAUGCCAGAACAAGACAACGGAAGGGUGUUCUGAAUGUGAAAAUGGUUUUUAUUUGGAUUCUCAUUUAUGUUAUAAGUGCAGAGAUAAUUGUACUUUGUGUAGUUCAAAUGAUUUGUGUUAUAAUUGUUCUGAAAACCACAUUCUUACUAGUGGAAGUUGUAUUCAUUAUUCAGAAGUUCCCAAUUGUGUUGCGUCAUUAGACAACAAAUGUUCAUCUUGUUCAGAGGAAUAUAAAUUGGAUAAAGAAACCUUUCUAUGUAAAAGUAAGAAAAAUUAUGGACUUAUUAUAGCCCUACCAGUGGUUUUAGUAUUUCUGUUAAUUCUUUUAAUAAUUUCGAUUAUUGUGGUUAUUUUAGUGAUCAUCAGAAAGCACCAAGAAGUUGUAAAAAUGCGAAACAUUUGUGUCUUUCCAAUGAAAAAGUCAAAUGUUAAAAUGGUCACGUUAGAAGGUACUGUUUUAUCAAACAAAAGUUGUUUGACAUUUUCAGAAGAUAGUGAAUUACUCCCUGUGGACGAGGAAAGUCGAGAACUCGUCUGCAUUGGCAACAAAAGCAAAGGAAUUUUAAAAGUGCAACUCACAACACGUUUUGGGUGUGAUAAAUACACAAUACGAACAGUGCCACAAUUGGUUACAUUAAAGAGAGGAGAGGCGUGUGAGUUUGAAGUGUUUAUUAUACCUCUUUGCACAAUGAAAAUGACAGACGAAAUAAAAAUAGUGACAUUAGACUUAAAAAAAGGAGAGACGAAAACAGUCUCUUUAAAAAUCACACUUACAACUGAAAAUUCUACUAAAUUGGAUUAUGACGAGUUGAUAACAGAGAAGAAAUUGGGCGAAGGUUCGUUUGGUAUAGUGUAUAAGGGUUCGUUUAGAGGCAACAUCGUUGCAAUCAAAAAGAUGAAAAGUUUAGAAGGUGGUGAUGCGGAAGAACAAAUGAAACAAUUUUCAAAUGAAGUGUCAAUGUUAAACAAAUUUAGGAGUGAAUAUAUCGUCCACUUUUAUGGUGCUGUUUUUAUUCCAAACCGAGUAUGUAUGGUCACCGAAUUUGCACAAUAUGGAAGUUUACAGGACUUGAUCAAUCGAACCAAAAUCAAUGGAAUGCCUCGAUUUAGUGUCAGAGUCAAAAUCAUGAUGGACCUUGCAAAUGGUAUUUCAUAUUUACAAGCAAAUGGUAUUCUACAUAGAGACAUCAAGCCAGAUAACGUAUUGGUAUUCUCGUUGGAUGUCGACGAGAAAGUGAAUGGAAAAUUGACUGAUUUUGGAUCAUCAAGAAACAUCAAUUUGAUGAUGACCAACAUGACAUUCACAAAAGGUAUUGGAACACCAGUGUAUAUGGCGCCCGAGGUGUUAAACCAAGAAAAAUAUACAAAGGGAGCUGAUGUGUUUUCAUUUGGAGUAACUAUGUAUGAAACAUUUGGGUGGUCUGAAGCGUAUAAUAAAAUACAAUUUAAAUUUCCAUGGAAAAUAGCAGAGUUUGUUAUUAAUAGAAACCGAUUGCCAAAGAAAGAAAUGAUGAGCGACAAACAGUACGAAUUGAUUGAUAAAUGUUGGAAACAUGAAAAUAAAGAAAGACCAACAAUAAAUGAAGUUAUAGAAGAACUGAAGAAAAUUAAGUUUUAA
This is a messenger RNA of Entamoeba invadens IP1, 5460 nucleotides long. Its product is annotated as protein serine/threonine kinase, putative. The coding region runs from base 1 to 5460 and encodes 1819 amino acids. Gene Ontology annotation, biological process: protein phosphorylation. The transcript has a single exon. NCBI's taxonomy places the organism in Eukaryota, Evosea, Mastigamoebida, Endamoebidae. Gene Ontology annotation, molecular function: protein kinase activity; ATP binding. The record is from RefSeq and is a predicted model, not a curated record.